Messenger RNA from Odobenus rosmarus divergens (Pacific walrus), 2969 nucleotides. RefSeq names its product E74-like factor 4 (ets domain transcription factor) (gene ELF4). NCBI's taxonomy places the organism in Eukaryota, Metazoa, Chordata, Mammalia, Carnivora, Odobenidae. Gene Ontology annotation, molecular function: DNA-binding transcription factor activity, RNA polymerase II-specific; sequence-specific DNA binding. The transcript is spliced from 9 exons. Bases 305 to 2293 code for a protein of 662 amino acids. Gene Ontology annotation, biological process: cell differentiation; regulation of transcription by RNA polymerase II. The record is from RefSeq and is a predicted model, not a curated record. Gene Ontology annotation, cellular component: nucleus.
AUUUGCAUCUCGCCCUCCAACUUGCCAUUGGCGGCGCGACGUGUGGGAGAGCCCUGCGCCUCGCCCGCCCGGACCAGCCUGCCCCGGCGCCGAGGUCACUCCUGUGGUUGGCCCAGCCCAGCAUGCAGCCUUGAACCUGGCAUAGGCCACCACCUACUCCAGCUCUCUACACCCCCUAUUUUACUGUGGCUCGGGGUGCAGGCUCUAAGCUCCAAGGUACCUGAACAGCAUCUCUUUGUCAAAAACACCCCCGCAGCUCCAGAGGGCCCUGCGAAUCCUUCUGUCAGCUCUCUGGGGAGACAGCAUGGCUAUUACCUUGCAGCCCAGUGACCUGAUCUUCGAGUUUGCAAGCAACGGGAUGGAUGAUAUCCACCAGCUGGAAGACCCCUCGGUGUUCCCAGCUGUGAUCGUGGAGCAGGUACCCUACCCCGAAUUACUGCAUCUGUACUCAGGACUGGAGCUGGACGACGUUCACAAUGGCAUCAUAACGGAUGGGACCUUGUGCAUGACACAGGAUCAGAUUCUGGAGGGCAGUAUUUUGCUUGCAGAUGACAAUGAAGCAACCUCACAAACCAUGUCAACCACUGAAGUCUUGCUCAAUGUCGAGUCUCCUAACGACAUCCUGGAUGAGAAGCAGAUCUUCAGCACCUCCGAAAUGCUUCCAGACUCAGACCCUGCUCCGGCUGCCACUCUGCCCAACUACCUGUUUCCUGUCUCUGAGCCUGAUGCCCUGAACCAGGCGGGUGACACUGAUGACCAGGAGGGGCAUUGUCUGGAGGAGAAGGUCCCCAGAGAGGAAAGUGCCAAGAAGACUGGAAAAUCAAAGAAGAGAAUCCGGAAGACAAAGGGCACCCGCAGUACCUCACCGGUCACUGACCCCAGCGUCCCCAUUCGGAAGAAAUCGAAGGACGGCAAAGGCAGCACCAUCUACCUGUGGGAGUUCCUCCUCGCGCUUCUGCAGGAUAGGAACACCUGCCCGAAGUACAUCAAGUGGACCCAGCGAGAGAAGGGCAUCUUCAAGCUGGUGGACUCCAAAGCUGUGUCUAAGCUGUGGGGGAAGCAGAAAAACAAGCCCGACAUGAACUACGAGACGAUGGGGCGGGCCCUGAGAUAUUACUACCAAAGAGGCAUCCUGGCCAAAGUGGAAGGGCAGAGGCUGGUGUACCAGUUUAAGGAGAUGCCGAAGGACCUGGUGGUGAUUGAAGAUGACGAGGAGAGAAGUGAAGUCUCGGCGGCCUCCCCUCAGGCCUCCACGCCCUCCACCUCCUCCACCAGCACCGCCCGACGAGCCAGUUCCAGGGUCUCGGCCAGAGCUGCUCCCCAGAGCAAGGGAGGCCCUUCCUGGGAGAAGCCAAAGGUUCAGAACGUCGGCUUACAGCCAUCUGCGAAUCUGGAACUGGGACUGUCUAUAGAUGAGGACAUCCCCGCUACCUCCACCGUGCUGACUCCCCCGCCAGAGAGCCAGGCCAAACUCACCAGAGCCGUGAGUACUUCUUCAGUGCCCAGCAACAUCCACCUGGGAGUGGCCCCCGUGGGGUCGGGCUCCGCCUUGACCCUGCAGACAAUCCCACUGACCACAGUGCUGACCAGCGGGCCCCCUGCCAGUACGCCUGCUUCCACACAGCUCGUCCUCCAGAGUGUCCCGCCUGCUUCGACCUUCAAGGACACCUUCACUUUGCAGGCCUCCUUCCCUCUGAGCACCAGUUUCCAAGAAAGUCAGGUGGCAGCACCGGGGGCCCCACUGAUUCUCAGUGGCCUCCCCCAACUUCUGGCUGGGGCCAACCGUCCGAGCAACCCGGUGCCAUCCUCCGUCGUGGGGGCUGGACCAGCCGGGCCCAGCCCUCAGCCCCCCGGGACUGUCAUCGCUGCCUUCAUCAGGACUUCCGGUGCCACCGCAGCCUCUGGGGUCAAGGAGGGGCCGCUGAGGCCCUCCUCAUAUGUGCAGGGCAUGGUGACUGGGGCCCCCGUGGAGGGGCUGCUGGUUCCCGAAGAGACCCUGAGGGAGCUCCUGAGGGAUCGGGCUCACCUUCAGCCACUUCCAACCCAGGUGGUUUCAAGGGGUUCCCACAAUCCGAGCCUUCUGGGGAACCAGACUUUCUCAUCUCCCAGCCGCCCCACUGUUGGGCUGACCCCAGUGGCUGAACUUGAGCUCUCCUCAGGCUCAGGGUCCCUGUUUAUGGCUGAGCCUAGUGUGACCACCUCUGGGAGCCUGCUGACCAGAUCCCCAACCCCAGCCUCCUUCUCCCCAUUCAACCCCACUUCGCUUAUUAAGAUGGAGCCCCAUGACAUAUAAAUGAAGGGGCCGGGGGAAGUGUGCCUCACCAGGCCGAGUUGAGCGGCAUUUUUAUACGGACUUCCUAUAGCAGAGACUGACUGAAGCAGGACACCUGUCCUUUUUGUCGGUGGGAUCUCAGUACACCAGAUCCCCUGUCCCCGACCCCUGCCGGUGUCACCUUGGCCAAGCCAUGCCCAGUUUGAGCAUCCCUGGCGUCAGACCAUGGCCUUCAAGAGCACUAGGGGAUAUGCUCUUGUCAGGGUAAUGGGCUGACUGGGUGAUGGAGGGAGAACCUCCUGAGAAGUCUGUGGCCAGGGCCGAUGCAGGGGUCCCGUGGGGAGAGUCCUUUCGUGGGGCUUUUCACCGUCUGUGUUCCCUCCACGGGGAAUUUCCUAUCCCAUAUGUGAAUAUCUCUGUAUGUAUUUGUGUGUACUCGUGGGUCUGUAUCUCUGUUUCUUUGGGGAGGAUGGGGGUGGAGCUGUGAGGUCUUCAAGGGUGUGUGUCUCUGUGGGUCAGCUGCAGAGAUGGGGAUUUUUUUUUAAGGGAAGCAUUCUCUAAUUCCCUUCGGCAAACCAUUCAGUUGCCCUGAGGCUAUGGGGUACAGGCGGAAUCCCCCAAAUUGGGAGAGAUGUCACAGAGCUGGAGCAGAUCCAGGGUAGGAGAAUUUCGAUGGGUGUGUGUGCUGGGGAAGACG